GAGGACCAGUACGAGGAGAGAGAGAGGCAGAUACGGAGGUCCACAGACAGCAACGGCGUGCAGACUGGCCAUUGACGCUGCAGUUGGAUUGAACACACAUGCACAGGCACACACACCCCUGAGGAGUGUAUGAGACAUGCCCAGGCUGCUUUACAUGGACACACACACACACUGGCAGGGCACCAGAAAGGAAAUACAGCACAUCCCCGAGCCUGAGGAGCUGUGGAGAGCAGCAUGUUUUUUGGUAACUCAUGUCAAAAUGGCUUCAUGCCCACCCUGAUGCGUCCCACCCUGCCCGCCAUCCGGACCUCACUGGGCAUGAAGCAGUUUCUCCCGUUUCCAUUGGAUACGUCCACAGCGGUCAGCCUCUUCCCAAGAUUCAAUGCGAACCAGGCCUUGGCCCACUACAAGGGGACAAAACAUGCCAAGAAGCUAAAAGCCCUGGACGCUCCGAAGAGUAAGCUCAAAGGCUCAGUGGUCACCAAGGAAACCACCAAGGGCAUCAACACCUCGCAGGUCCCCAACGGCACUGACAGGAAAGAUGGCGUUCUUGGAGCAAUGCCCCUACCGCUUUCCCUUGUGCUCAGACCGGCACUACCCUUGGCGUCCUUGACGACCCUCACAAUGCCAACGUCGGCUUCACCAAUAGUCCCGAGUAACACCACGGCCCCAGAGACUACCUCAGCUGCUGCAGGGGACUCAACUCUCAACUCACCCUCAGAACAGGAGCUGGCGCCUGAUGCCGAACCCAAGGUGGGGACGGACGCAGAAACAGAGGAGGAGAAAGCUCGACGUCUUCUCUACUGCUCGCUCUGCAAGGUGGCGGUCAACUCGGCGUCGCAGCUGGACGCUCACAAUAGCGGUACGAAGCACAAGACGAUGCUCGAGGCCAGGACCGGCGUGGGCUCCAUCAAGUCUUUCCCUCGGUCGGGAGUCAAAAGCAAACUGCCUCCAGUCACCAAAUCAGUAACGGGCCUGCAAAACAAAACGUUUUUCUGUGAGACGUGUGAUGUGCAUGUCAACUCAGAGACUCAGCUAAAACAGCACAUCAGCAGCCGGCGUCAUAAAGACCGAGCAGCAGGUAAACCGGCCAAACCUAAAUACAGCCCGUACAGCAAACCGCAGAAAGGCCAGACCAAGCAGCCGUUAAAGUUUUCCCUGGGUAAGGAGCGCCUCUGUCCGCCUCUGACCACGCAAAUCAUCCCUGCUCACCUGGCGGCAGUGGCAGCCGCCAUCAGCAACUCUUUCACACAUCGCACAAAUCACAUUACUAACCACAUCUCGACCACUAACCUCUUUCAGACACAGUCCCUCCCUGCACUGCUCCGCCCGGCCCCAGGCCCUGUCAGGACCUCCCACCCACAACUCCUUUUUGCCCCUUAUUGACUUGUUUAAUCCAGGAAGUUCUGCACCGCCUCCUGUCAAGGACCAAAACAUGUGCUUCACCCAGACCUGUCCAAGGAGUCGUGUCAGCAUCUGCACUCCUUCUAUGCAUCCAGGAACAUCUUCUCACCUCUCCUCGUAUGGAUUAUCCCAAAUGUAAAGCUAAACCGGACGGCAGCGAAGCAUUGGGCGCUUCUUAUGAUGGAUUAAUUUCUCUAAUCUUACUGAAAAACCCGAGCUACAGUAUACAUGUUUUCUGUGCCAUCCUGCAGCCAAUGGCUUAUACCCGGACCCCGGACCAGGACCUACAUUGUACCGCAAUAAUGUAUAAGACUAACCCCGUGAUCUAUGCAGUGUCGUUAUUUCAUGAUGCAAGGCACAGUGUGAGCUAAAAAUACAGUAGGGAUAAGCUUUUUGUAAAGAUACAGCGUGGCACUAAGAUCAUUGCUUUAGUGGAGGAUUACUGACGCUCAUAAUUUAAAAGGCUGUUACUGAUAAAAAGAGCGAGCAAGGCCCUCCUCUGUUCCUGUAUGCACUUUAAGCCCCUCCUCUGUUGAUGUCUACAUUAGAUGGCUAGACUGUGUUAGAUUGUUAGAGUAUGUGUCGUGAAGUGUGUGCUUUUGUAUCUGUCCUUGCAUAUCUGUAUGUGUGUGCAAGUGUGUGCUUCUGCAUGUGUAUAUGAGUGUGUGUAUUUGGAUGUGUCUGUGCGUGUGUGAGUGUGUGUGUGUGUGUGUAUGUGUGUGUGUCUGUGUGUGCGUGUAUGCUUCCCAUCUACCAUAAGCCAUUCUAGUUGAUAUCCAGCACACAUUGGGCCUCAUUCACAAACCUGUGCAUAAACUGUACAUUUUACACGACACUUGCCUAAUUUACAAGAGAGUAUAAGAGAAUGUAGAUAUUGAAAUGUAACAGUUUUGGUUUUCAUUGUUUUUAUUGACUCCCACCAAAUUCUAGUGCCAUUUACCAUGGAGAAGUGUGUAUUCCUGGCUUCCAGCUUGGACACUAUCGUUUCAAUUUCUUCAGUCUGUGAAAUUCUUUUGAGGUUUUGCUUUAGGGACCAUGCUCCUCUUUUACAAUAUCUUCACCGCUUUCUCCAUGAUUCACCUACGGGAAAAAAAGUAUUUCCUUUAUAUAGAGAAAUGGGGGCGUUGGCAGUGUGCUAACUGCAAAUAGCGGGCGGGCGCCUGUCAAUUUAGAAUGAUUCUGAUUCUCUAACAAACGCACACGUGGUAAGAAAACAAAAUUGACCCGUGUGCAGAUGUCAUGAAUCCGACGACACGCUUAUCUGUGCACAAAGUAAGAACAUUUUCUCCGCACAUAAUGAAUGAGGCCCAUUGUUACUGACCACGCCUCGGGCCAGAGGGACCACAAAGGCUUGUGUAUAUUAACUGUCAGUGUGUAAAAGGUGAACAAUUUCAAAUAAAAAGAGUCCUUAUUUGUUAAUGCUGGUGAUCCUGUGUAGUUUUGCAUACAGUACUUCAAAUUAAUCUGGGUCGAACAAUAUCAAUUGAUUAUUAUAAUAAUACAGUACAAAAAACAAAAUGUGUCUCCUACUCUGAAUUGAAGGAUGUUAACUCCCCUAGUGUUUGUUUCACUUAUCACAACAUUGUGUUUCUCGGACGCACAUACACAGUCAGAGCACCAGAUUCAGAACACAAUAUGUUUGUGAAGGAUGUGCACUCUGUGUUUGUAUCACAAUGUGUGUGUA
Messenger RNA from Cottoperca gobio, 3088 nucleotides. RefSeq names its product zinc finger protein 385D (gene znf385d). The transcript is spliced from 7 exons. Gene Ontology annotation, molecular function: nucleic acid binding; zinc ion binding. Gene Ontology annotation, cellular component: nucleus. NCBI's taxonomy places the organism in Eukaryota, Metazoa, Chordata, Actinopteri, Perciformes, Bovichtidae. Bases 235 to 1386 code for a protein of 383 amino acids. The record is from RefSeq and is a predicted model, not a curated record.